Molecule: messenger RNA, 1357 nt
Organism: Anastrepha ludens (Mexican fruit fly)
Lineage: Eukaryota; Metazoa; Arthropoda; Insecta; Diptera; Tephritidae
Product: CD151 antigen
Exons: 5
Coding region: 282-1013 (243 amino acids)
Cellular component (GO): membrane
Source: RefSeq, a predicted model, not a curated record
GUUCACUUUGAACCGCCAUAUUGAACGGACGUGUUUGUGCAAGCGCAUUUUGGUAGCUGGACAACGACCUUUAACGGUUAAAGGUUGCUUACGAGGAGUGUGCGUUUGAAAUAAAAUAUCGAAAAUCAAAUUACAAAUUACUCGUGUGCUGAGAUUAAAAAAAUCGUAUUUAAAAACGUUUGUGUGCAAGUGAAAGGUUUAGAAAACUUUCGUCUGCUGCUAAGUUUUGGAAACUUGAUUUCUCGCUUUCCUUCUACCCUUUGUGGCAUUUCAAUCAGUAAAUGAAUUUCAAAAUGCGUACAUGUGGCAUGAGUCUCAUCAAGUAUAUACUAUUCGGCUUCAAUAUCGUAUUUGCGAUAUCGGGUCUCGGUAUUUUAAUAGCAGGCGCAGUUGUGCUGGCCGAUGUUAACCAAUUUAGUCACUUUAUUGAGGGCAGAGUGACGGCACCACCCAUUGUGCUGAUUGUAACUGGCUUAGUUAUAUUUCUGAUUGCAUCAUUGGGCUGCUUUGGCGCAAUCAAAGAAUCACCAACUCUGCUGUUGACUUAUGCUGUGCUGCUCGCCGUCAUUUUUAUUGUCGAGCUAGCCGUUGGCAUUGCAGCUGCUGUCUUCAAAUCAGAUCUCGAAAUGAUGUUAAAGAACUCGCUGCAAGAGUCUAUAAAACGUUCGAAUCAUGAAGAUAUGAUGGCUUGGGAUAAUGUACAGCGAAAACUGAUGUGCUGCGGUGUUGACAAUCCAGCCGAUUGGCGCACACUCAGCGCGAACAAGACAUUGCCUGCUAGUUGCUGUCGCGAGAAAUACAUUGAUGAGGCUGUCGGACACUGCACAGAAUCGCCGGCACUGGGACGUGAUAAAUACUUUCAGGAUGGCUGUGUAGGUAAAUUGAGGGAACGCAUCGACAAGAACGCCGUCAUUUUGAUUGGUGUAGGCAUUGGCAUUGCGUUCAUACAAAUAUUGGGCAUUGUAUUGGCAUGUUACCUGGCUUCCACAAUACGUCACGAGCGCAUGAAAUAAAUAUGAGGCAAAUGAGUUACUCUCUAAUGUUAAGAAGGUAGUAUUAUAAACUCAAACAUCAAAAGCAUUGAAAUGAUGACGCAGCAACUUCUCAUAAGCAAUAUUCAAAUUUUCCGAAACUCAACGAUUGUUCAGCUGUCUGCGGUCAUUUGGAGUAGUAUUUACCAUAAUUAAACGCAACGAAAUCGUAGUAUUUCGACGAGGAAUAUCAAACAAGAACCGCCCAUCCAUGCAGGGCUCCAUUAUACGAAGCCAUCAUUCACACUUUCACAAAUUCACAAAUCACCCUCCUCCACUAUUACUCUAAAUGUUACUUAAUAUACAAUAAACUUAUUAAAAACGUG